AUGGGGACGGGAGAGGUAGGCGGGGUACAGAGGGGGGGGUGGUGGGGGGAUGGGGCUGCGGGUAGGGGGGGGAGGAGCGGGUCGGGGGGGGGGCGGGGGGGGCGGGGUGAGGGGGGGGCGGGGGGGGGGGGGGGGGGAGAGGGAUACGGGUGGGGAGAAGGCAAGGGGGGGGGGGAAAUGGGGGGGGCGGGAGUGGCGGAGGAAAGGGGGGGAGCGGGGGGGGAGUGCGAGGGCAGUGAGGGGCGAAAGGGGGGGAGGGGGGGGGGGGGGGGGGUAGCGGUGGGGGAAAGGGGAGCGGGAGUGGGGUUGGGAGCACGCAGCGAGGGGGGUUAG
Messenger RNA from Knipowitschia caucasica, 333 nucleotides. NCBI's taxonomy places the organism in Eukaryota, Metazoa, Chordata, Actinopteri, Gobiiformes, Gobiidae. The record is from the annotation of a GenBank genome assembly.